AUGACCUCACAACUGCUUACAGAGACCAACCUCGCCGCCCUCAAUCGCGCAAACAACGGCCCCAUCAUGACACCUCCCAGCGUCCUCGUUCUCGGUGCCGGAGAGCUCGGCCUCGCCGUCUUGACCGCCCUGGCCGCUCACCCGAUGCGCCCGCGUGUCGCUACGCUCAGUGUCUUGCUCCGCCAGGCUACCCUGGACUCGGCGGCGCCGGCAAAGAAGCGCACCAUACAGCACAUCAGAACCCUCGGUGCGGGCUUCGACGCGGCCGAUGUAGUGGCCGCGUCGGUGGAGGAGCUGGCAGACAUCAUGGCACGCUACGACACGGUGGUUUCUUGCUGUGGGAUGGAGCUGCCGAAAGGGACACAAACGAAGCUGGCUGAGGCGGCGCUCAAAGCGGGCGUACGGCGAUACUUUCCCUGGCAGUUUGGCAUGGACUACGAUGUCAUCGGCAAGGGUAGUGCGCAGGACUUGUUCGAUGAGCAGCUCGAGGUGCGGAGAGUGUUGCGCGCGCAGAGUGCCACAGAGUGGACAAUUGUGUCGACAGGCCUUUUCAUGAGUUUCCUCUUCGAGCCAGCCUUUGGGGUCGUCGAGCUGGAUAGCAGGACUGUGCGGGCCCUCGGCCGCUGGGACAACGAGAUCACGUUGACGACGCCGGGCGACAUUGGGCGCGUCACGGCAGAGAUGGUGCUCGACCCGCGGGGCGAGGGUGUCAACGGCGUGGUGUACACGGCGGGAGACACCAUCUCGUACGCGCGGCUGGCGGACCUGCUGGAUGAGCGGUUUGGCGGCGAAAAGCUUACGAGAGAGCUCUGGGACGAGGAGACCCUGGCGAAGCAGCUCGAGGCGGAGCCCGACAGCGUCAUGGCCAAGUACAGGGGCACGUUUGCGCGAGGAAAGGGCGUGGCGUGGGGCGUGGAGGGGACGGUGAAUGCAAAGCGAGGGAUGAAGAUGGUGGAUGUGAGGGAAUACCUCAAGGAUGUGCAGUUGAGCGUGGCGGAGAAGGAGUCUUGA
Molecule: messenger RNA, 1011 nt
Organism: Purpureocillium lilacinum
Lineage: Eukaryota; Fungi; Ascomycota; Sordariomycetes; Hypocreales; Ophiocordycipitaceae
Molecular function (GO): oxidoreductase activity
Source: RefSeq, a predicted model, not a curated record